Molecule: messenger RNA, 1250 nt
Organism: Dendronephthya gigantea
Lineage: Eukaryota; Metazoa; Cnidaria; Anthozoa; Malacalcyonacea; Nephtheidae
Product: dehydrogenase/reductase SDR family member 7-like
Exons: 8
Coding region: 65-1042 (325 amino acids)
Molecular function (GO): oxidoreductase activity
Source: RefSeq, a predicted model, not a curated record
GUUCGAAUUAUAAUUUAUAAACACUUUACUUCCUUAGUUCCUUAUAUUUUAAUAAAAUCGCGAAAUGUGUUUCUUAAUUGCAAUAUUUAUCGUCCUGUUGCUUGUAAUUCAUUACAAGUAUGCUGAAGUGGAUCUAACGUUGAAGUAUUACGAAUUAUUCGGUAGAAAUCUCAAAGAAAUGCGAGGUAAAGUUGUAUGGAUCACUGGAGCUUCGAGUGGUAUAGGGGAGCACCUAGCGUACGAGCUCGCUCGUGCUGGUUGUAACUUAGUUCUCUCUGCAAGAAGACAACAGGAGCUCGAAAGGGUGAAAGAGAAAUGUCAUAAACUUGGAGCUGGCAGAAAAUAUGGCUCUGACAUUGAUGUACUUGUCUUGCCGCUUGAUACAACUAAAUUUGACACACAUGAGGAUGCUUUGAAAACUGUUCUUGGACAUUUUAGUCAGGUUGAUAUUUUGGUGAACAACAGUGGUAGAUCACAACGUGCGCUAGCUGUAGACACAGAACUUCAGGUCGAUAGGGAUUUGUUUGACUUAAACGUGAUUGGCCAAAUUUCACUGACAAAAGUGGUUCUUCGUGACAUGGUCAAGAGGAAUGAUGGUCACAUAGUUGUUGUCAGCAGUGUCCAAGGGAAAUUUGGCGUGGUUGGCUCUGCAACAUAUUCCGCAUCAAAGUUUGCCCUCCAGGGAUAUUUCUCUAGCCUUCGUGCAGAGCUCUAUGACAAAGGGAUAAUCGUCACUUCUAUUUGCCCUGGUCCCAUAAGAACUGCGAGUGUCCAAAAUGCAGUUACUGAAGUUUCUGGGAAGAGUUACAAGGACAACAAAAUAGCCGAGAAUGUCUCUGGUCGCAUGGAUGCGGGAAAAUUUGCCAGAUUUAUGGCGAUAGCUUUGGUCAAUAAACUGGACGAAUGCUGGAUCUCUCUUCAACCAGUGUUGUUGAUAACAUACGCUUCGCAAUACAUGCCUUCUUUUUUCACAAUGUUGUACAAAAGAUUUGGAAUGAAAGGUUUGAAGAAACUUCGAGAAGCCAAAGCGAAAGUAAAUUGAGUCUCUGGAUAAAUGCAUCUCUCGUGUCGUAUGAAGAAACACACUGCGUCCCAAAGACUGAAAAGGCGUGAAAUAAACACGUGAUCUCGAUGAAUUAUCCAACUGACAUGAUCGACUCAUCAAAAUAUAAAUAUAUUAAAAUUCCUGGAAAGUUAUUGUUCUCAAACAAUUAUGUAAUAUAUUUUUAAAUUUUAAAAGAAUAUAUGUU